GGAAUAAUAUAUGCAUAAAUAUAUAAAAACAAUAUUUUUGUGAAGCAGAAAGAAUAUUAUACAGCAUUUUGUAAAAAAUGGAUUUUUUUAAGUCAUUCAUAAAAUAUGAUCUUGAUGCAAAAGUGGGAUUUGUAAUUUGUACCAUUGCUGGUUAUUGUUUAUAUAAAUUAAUAAUGAAUCAGAUAUCAAAAAAAUCUGUAUCAGAUGAUGGUUGUAUUGCAUAUAAAGAGUUAAAUGAUAAUCAAGAUUGUAAAUUAGUAUUAGUUGUAAGAAACGAUUUAAAAAUGGGUAAAGGAAAAAUUGUGGCCCAAUGUGCACAUGCAGCUGUAGCAGCGUAUAGAAUUGCUCUAAAGUACCCUCCUAUUUUAAAAGCUUGGGAAAAUUCUGGUCAAGUAAAAGUUACUGUCAAGGUGAAUAAUGAAGAUGAACUAAGAGCAAUAGCAAAAGCAGCCAGAGAUGCUGGUCUAAUAACAAAUGUAAUACAAGAUGCAGGACGCACACAAGUAGCUCCAGGAAGUAGAACUGUAUGUGGAGUGGGCCCUGGGCCAGCGCAAUUGGUAAACUUAGUAACUGGGCAUUUGAAACUUUAUUAGCAUCUUUUAAAAAAAUUGUUUUUUUAUUAUUGAAAUGAAUUUGUAUUAAAACAUUCCUUUCCAAUCUUUGGAAAGUUUGAUUAUUAAUGAUUUAAAUAAAUUUCUAUAACAAAAUUUAUUUAUGUAAAAUACUGAAAAAAAACUGUAAAGCAUAAAAUAGCUUAACUCUUCCAUAAUACACAAUCGUUGAUCGAAAACAAUUUUACUACACCAAAAAAAAAAAAAGAAAAAAAAAAAAAAAAGAAAAA
Messenger RNA from Vespula pensylvanica (western yellowjacket), 841 nucleotides. Its product is annotated as peptidyl-tRNA hydrolase 2, mitochondrial-like. Lineage: Eukaryota; Metazoa; Arthropoda; Insecta; Hymenoptera; Vespidae. The record is from RefSeq and is a predicted model, not a curated record. The transcript is spliced from 4 exons. Gene Ontology annotation, molecular function: peptidyl-tRNA hydrolase activity. Gene Ontology annotation, cellular component: mitochondrion; cytosol. The coding region runs from base 78 to 593 and encodes 171 amino acids.